CUCACAAUUAAGGUGGGGAACGAGGACAGCUACGGACAGGCACAUAAAUACACAGAACGGCAGGUCCGUGUGCGCACUGUGCGCUCCGGUGCGGGGACGACACCUCCCGCACAGGUUGCUUGGCUUGGACUAAAGAGCUACCUGCAGCAUGAAGGCAACAGGUUCCUUGGUGCUUCUCAGUCUGCUGCUGCUCUCUUUCUUCUCGGACGUAGCAGGUCAAGAUAUUGAAGAGAUUUGUAGAGAGUUUGUGGAGAGAAGCGUGUACUGCACGAGGGAGUCCAACCCUCACUGUGGCACGGAUGGCGUCACGUACGGAAACAAAUGUGCCUUCUGCAAGGCAGUGCUGAAAAGUGGAGGGAAAAUAAGAUUGAAGCACCUGGGGAAAUGCUGAAUCCUCGCUGUCACCGAGGAGCAACAGCUGAGCCCCCGUGAGCAGCGGCUGCAGACGCCUGUGAGCGGACACGGGAGCAGCUCGCCCUCAUCUCUGCCCUCUCUGCUCAAUAAAGUGAAACUCAGCACCA
This is a messenger RNA of Columba livia (rock pigeon), 521 nucleotides long. RefSeq names its product serine protease inhibitor Kazal-type 6. Gene Ontology annotation, molecular function: protein binding. The record is from RefSeq and is a predicted model, not a curated record. The transcript has 4 exons. Lineage: Eukaryota; Metazoa; Chordata; Aves; Columbiformes; Columbidae. Bases 149 to 391 code for a protein of 80 amino acids.